AUGAAUACAAGAUCUAGUGAAGAUAUACUAAGACCAGAGUCUACCGGACUAAGAAAGACUACUCAGGCUUACAACAAGUCUAAGCUAGGAUUCCUAGCAUUUGCUGGCUCCUUGGGCGGUAUCUGCCUUGGCUAUAAUACCUGCAUCAUUGCAAGUGCUCUUAUCUUUAUCGAAAAAGAUUUCCCCACAAUCACAAAUACUGUUAGACAAUUAUUUGUGAGCUUAACUAUCGCUUGUGCUGCUAUUGGGGCUAUUUUCGGUGGUAUCCUAGCCGAUAGAAUUGGCAGGAAAACUACAAUUAUAGUUUCAGAUUUAUUUUUGAUUCUUGGGCCUGGCAUACUUUGGUCAACAGGCACCCUUAAGUAUCUUUUGCUAGGAAGGGUGCUUAUUGGAUUCGGCCUUGGAAUAUCUGCUCUAGUCUCGACUAUCUUUCUGUCAGAAACGGCACCCUCUCGUAUUCGUGGAGCAGUCGUUGGAAUGUACCAGGUUAUGAUAGCUCUGGGUGUAUUCUUUGCAUUCGGGGCUUCCUUACUAGCCUUCAAGUGGAAGUUAAUGGUGGGUUUGGGUCUCUUCCCAGCAGCACUCCAAUUUCUUCUUGUAGGAUUCUUUCUUCAAGAGACGCCUUACUUCUUGCAGCAUUAAAAAGAAGAUAUUCUGGCUGAGCAUCAUAUGAGAGAGUAUUAUAAUACAGGCAGCGACCGGGGCUCUUAAGAAUUCUACUUUGACGUUGGUGCCUUAAGACAGUUCUAGAAUGAAGAGGGAAAUAUUAUCAAAAGCUAUUCCGAGAUAUUCUCUAAAUAUAGACGAAACCUUAACAUUGGUUGCAUGCUUCAUAUUCUACAAUAGUUAAGUGGAAUUAACAUAAUACUCUACUAUGGCCCACAAAUUUUAAGAGAUGCGGGAUUUGGUAAUAACUAAGAUUCAAGAGUAUUUUUUGGAUUCCUCUUCCUUGGACUAAUUUACUUAUUGAGUUCAAUAUUUGCUUUAUUUAAGAUUGAUACAGUCGGAAGAAGAGAGCUGAUGCUUAGAUGCCUACCAUUUAUUGUUAUAUCAAUGCUAUUGGUCACAACUUCUAUGUUCCUUAGACACUACUUUGAUUACUGGAAAUUAAGUGGACUUACAAGUUUCUUUGGAGCUGUUGUAUUCCUGAUGUUCUAUUCAAAUGGCUUCUAGAUUUAGCCUUGGCUAAUCGCUAGUGAAAUUUUCCCAGUGCACAUCAAAGGAUAAGCAAAUGGCUUGAUAUCAUUUGUGAAUUGGAGCUUUAACUUCCUUUUGACAUCUCUAUUCUUUGCUAUGACUUUAAGUGAUCUGGGCAAAGUAAUUACAUACUCGGUUUUAGCAGUGAUUAAUCUUUUUUCAAUUUGGUUUGCUUAUAACUAUGUGGGUGAGACUAAGGGACUCAUUAUAAGCGAGUGCAUUAAAUUGUAUCAACAUUAUAGUGGUUCAGAAACGUUCAAGCACAGUAAAGAAGCCAUUACUAGAAUGCUUGAUAAUGCUUCUCAAAAUUAGUAGCAUCCUCAUUUUAUCCACAAUUAAGUUUGA
Messenger RNA from Stylonychia lemnae, 1542 nucleotides. Lineage: Eukaryota; Ciliophora; Spirotrichea; Sporadotrichida; Oxytrichidae. The record is from the annotation of a GenBank genome assembly.